AAUAAACCCUCAAAGAAAACCCAGGAACCCGAAUGAAGACCCGGAUUCGGAAAACCUAGCGUUUAAGAACUGGACACGUCCGCAAUUACCUCACUGGUGUAAUCCAGGGAAAUAGUUUUUAUUGUUAAAUAAAUUCACAGCCCCCAAAUCUCUCGACCCGGAGAUUUCUUCUGAUUCCGUCCUCAAAUUUCUCUCCCGGAAUUUUUUUUUCCCAAUUAUUUGCUUACCUAAUUUCUCUAAUUCUUUCUGAAUCUUCUUUCGGUAAAAAUCUUUUUCAUUUUCUUUUUUGCCAUUUCUCAAGUGGGCUCUCCUUUGGUGGAAUCUGAAGGAUUUUGGGCUGUGCUUAAAGGAUUGUGAUCUAGGUUCCAUCUGGUCCCCAGGAGAAUCCACGGAAAAGCAAACAGGAUCGAUUCAGUAUCUGGAUUUUCUUUUUUUUUUUUUAUUAAUAAAUUUUCCGUUUUAAUUAAAGAUGCGUUUUUACUUGAUUGAUGGUUUACAUCAUUUUGUGGCUUAGUGAAUUGAGUUUUUUUAUAUUAUUUACUUUUCUUUUCUUCUAUUUUGCCUUUGUUCUUUGAACUGGCUUUGAUCAUCUUUUUUGUUUUUCAUUUUAGUUUACAGGAAACGAAAGCAGAUGAGCUUGCCGCCGUAAAAUGUGAUAUUUUUGUUGAUUAUCUUUAAUUUUCUGCAACUUAAAUGCAUCUAAGGUCUAGUUUUAGAUAAGUUUGUUCGAGUUGAUACUUGACUUGAUGAGAAAGAAGAGGAAAGGAAGUGAAACUGAUGUGUCUCCUGAGGUAACAAACAAUUUUGCUUCGUCUUGUGGUUCCAGAUCAUCUAAUAUUAGGUCUCAUUUUUCAUUAGAAGAUUACGCGAGGCUAAAAAAGAGGUGCAAAGAAGAUGUUGAUGCACCUCCUGUUUGUUCAUGUAAAAGUAGACUCGCUGGCAUUGCUACCGCCCCACCUUGUGGUGCAUCUUCUUUGGUCCCUCCCGGAAGAGGUCUUAAGAGGAAGAUAGGGUGCAUUGAGGUAAUAACACAAAUUGGUAGGAAGAAAAAGAUCGAGGAUGAUUAUGUUAAAGGUGCCACAAUUGGGCGGGGGAAAUUUGGGUCAGUUUGGUUGUGUAGGUCUAGGACUAGUGGAGUCGACUUUGCUUGUAAAACACUAUGUAAGGGAGAGGAGACUGUUCACAGAGAGGUAGAGAUAAUGCAGCACUUAUCUGGUCAUCCUGGGGUUGUGACUUUGCAGGCAGUGUAUGAGGAGCCGGACUGCUUUCAUCUUGUAAUGGAGUUGUGCUCUGGAGGUCGUUUGAUUGACCAAAUGGCAGAGGGUCAGUAUUCAGAGCAACGUGCUGCUAAUAUUUUUAAGGACGUUAUGUUAGUAAUUAAGUACUGUCAUGAGAUGGGAGUUGUGCAUAGAGAUAUAAAGCCAGAGAAUAUUCUUCUCACAACUUCAGGAAAGAUAAAGCUGGCAGAUUUUGGUCUGGCCAUGAGAAUUUCCAAUGGUCAGACUUUGUCUGGUUUGGCUGGAAGUCCAGCUUAUGUUGCACCUGAGGUUCUGUCAGGAAAUUAUUCAGAGAAGGUUGAUAUAUGGAGUGCUGGUGUGCUCCUACAUGCACUUUUGGUUGGUGCUCUUCCAUUUCAAGGAGACUCCUUGAAGGCAGUGUUUGAGGCCAUCAAGAAUGUAAACCUUGAUUUUCACUCAGGGAUAUGGGAGUCUAUAUCUAAACCUGCACGUGAUCUGUUGGCAAGAAUGUUGACAAGGGAUGUUUCAUCAAGAAUAACUGCAGAUGAAGUACUAAGGCAUCCCUGGAUAUUAUUCUACACUGAGCGUUCUUUAAAGACAUUAUCCAUCAAAUCAAAGUCAAAGAAUCAAGUAGGACCUUCCAUUCAAAUUUACAGUUCUCCUGGAUCCAAGUUAAGUGUGAGGAGGAUAGAUGGUGGUUCUCAUAGUCGGGUUCCACAGCCGGUCUCGGCGUCCAGCAGUUCAAGUUGCAAGUCAGAGGAACAAGAUGAAAAUGGUGUGGUGGAUGUGCUCGCUGUGGCAAUUUCCCAUGUGAGGAUUUCCGAACCAAAACGGAGCCGACUUUGUAGUCCCACAGGACCUAUAGAGCAGCAGUGUUCAUCUAACCUGACGGCUAACAACCUCUGUAGAGCCUUUUGA
This is a messenger RNA of Theobroma umbraticum, 2156 nucleotides long. It is a transcript of the gene PEPKR2, whose product is annotated as phosphoenolpyruvate carboxylase-related kinase 2. NCBI's taxonomy places the organism in Eukaryota, Viridiplantae, Streptophyta, Magnoliopsida, Malvales, Malvaceae. Gene Ontology annotation, molecular function: ATP binding; protein kinase activity. Gene Ontology annotation, biological process: protein phosphorylation. The record is from RefSeq and is a predicted model, not a curated record.